This is a messenger RNA of Talaromyces rugulosus, 1830 nucleotides long. RefSeq lists its product as uncharacterized. Gene Ontology annotation, biological process: carbohydrate metabolic process. The record is from RefSeq and is a predicted model, not a curated record. Gene Ontology annotation, molecular function: phosphotransferase activity, alcohol group as acceptor; kinase activity. Lineage: Eukaryota; Fungi; Ascomycota; Eurotiomycetes; Eurotiales; Trichocomaceae. The transcript is spliced from 3 exons. Bases 1 to 1830 code for a protein of 609 amino acids.
AUGACUUCGCUUCCCUUCCGUCGCCCGUCGAGGCAGCCCUCGCGAGGAGCGUCAAUGGACGAGCGAGAGAACAUCCAGCUCCAGAUGGAUUAUUACAUUGGAAUCGACGUCGGCACCGGAAGCGCUCGCGCUUGUAUCAUCGACGACAAGGGUGAUAUUGUCGGCCUGGCUUCGGAGAAUAUUGGCCUGUGGCAGCCUGAGCAAGGCUACUAUGAACAAUCCACCACCGAUAUCUGGCGAUGCAUCUGUAUCUCGGUACAGAGAGCCAUCAGCCAGCACAACGUCAACCCCGAGUGGGUUCGUGGCAUUGGCUUUGAUGCCACUUGCUCAUUGACCCUCUUCAACACCGACACCGACGAGCCUGUCUCCGUGACCGGUCCCAAUUUUGACACUGAUCGCAACGUUAUUCUCUGGCUGGACCACCGUCCUAUCGAAGAAACCGAAAAGAUCAAUGCCACAAACCACAACCUGCUCCGCUAUGUUGGUGGCAAGAUGUCCAUUGAAAUGGAAAUCCCAAAGGUCCUGUGGCUGAAAAACCACAUGCCCAAGGAGCUCUUCGAGAAAUGCAAAUUCUACGAUCUUGCCGAUGCCCUCACGCACAUUGCCACUGGAAAUGAGAAGCGAAGCUUUUGCAGUGUUGUGUGCAAGCAAGGCUUCGUGCCUGUUGGUGUCGACGGUAGUGUCAAAGGUUGGCAAGACGAUUUCCUUACCGAAAUAGGUUUGGAAGAUCUCGUGACUGAGAAUUAUAAGCGCAUGGGAGGAGUUAAUGGGGUGAAUGGUGAAUACCUUAGCGCUGGAGAGCUCGUUGGCCAGUUGUGUGAAAAGGCUGCCGCGGACCUGGGACUCCCCAGUGGCAUUGCAGUCGGUAGUGGUGUCAUCGAUGCCUAUGCUGGGUGGAUCGGCACAGUCGGCGCCAAAGUCAACCUAGAAGGCGAUGAAUUAGACCCAGAAGUUGCGAAAAACGACCGUACCCAAGCCUUUAGUCGUUUGGCUGCCGUCGCGGGCACCUCAACUUGCCACCUUGCCAUGUCUCCCAAUCCAGUAUUCGUCCCUGGAGUAUGGGGCCCAUACCGCGACACCAUUUUGCCCGACUUCUGGAUGGCCGAGGGAGGACAAUCGGCCACUGGAGAGCUACUCAAGCAUGUCAUCGAGACUCAUCCCGCCUUCAACCAAGCAAUCUCCAUUGCUGAGUCGUACCAUACCAACAUCUACGAGUACCUAAACGAGCACUUGAAGGAGAUGAUGGAGGAUCAAAAGGCCCCUAGUAUUUCCUACCUUGGCCGCCACUUCUUCUUUUACGGAGAUUUGUUCGGAAACCGCUCUCCCAUUGCGGAUCCGUCCAUGUCGGGAGCUGUCAUUGGACUUACGAGUGACAAGUCCGUGGACAGUCUGUCCAUUUACUACUAUGCCACACUAGAGUUCAUCGCAUUGCAGACGAAGCAAAUCGUGGAUAGCCUGAAUGAUGCUGGCCACAACAUCAACUCAAUCUUCAUGUCCGGUUCUCAGUGCCAGAAUGAGAUCCUAGUGAAGCUGAUCGCGUCCGCUUGUAACAUCCCUGUUCUGAUUCCUCGCUAUGUUCAGGCUGCUGUCUGUCAUGGUGCUGCCAUGCUGGGUGCCAAAGCCGCUAGUGCUGAUUCCCAAGGCAAGACGGAAGAUCUAUGGACUAUCAUGGACAAAAUGAGCAAGCCAGGAAAAAAGGUUGUCCCGACAAAGGAUGUCCACGAGACGGCUUUACUCCAGGCCAAAUACAAAGUCUUCCUUCAGCAAUGCUACAAGCAGAAGGAAUACAGGAACCUCGUGGACGAGGCAAUUGGAACAUGGACCAAGUAG